AUGCGUUACUCCGUUCCUUUAUUUGCUUUUUAUGUGUUGCCAUCUCUGGCAUCGCCCAUUGCCUUGCCGGUAACACCCAAUCCAAACCAUCCCCGAUCCAUCGUUAAGAGGCAGUGUGGCAUCGCAGAAUGGGACUCUACCAACGUCGCGAACUGGAAUGCUGCACAAACCGAUCAGUUCUUGAACACUUGGUGGUCCGGCUACCUUGACCAGAACACGCCCAACGGGUGGUCCAAGAACUUCGCCAACCUUUUCGGCCGCAUGUACCUCAACAACGCGGAAAAGUACCAGUGCUCAAAAACAGCCGAUGUCUGCUUUGGUGAUCUCAACUGCGACCAGCUCAAGUGCUCAGGCGACUGGUCUGUUGGCUGCGCGGACAAGGAUGCCGGCCGCCCAGUCUACCUCACCAUGUCCGCCCUCCAGGGCAUGCAGGACUAUUUUGCGGAGUACAUCCAGGUCCUGGACGAGAGUCAGUUGAACUUCCAGGCAAUGAGCGCCUAUCUCGCCGAUAACUUCUUCGACAAGCCCGAGAAUGCCAGCGUCGAUUUCAUCAACCAGUUUUUCAUUGCGCUCGCCUCGGUCUUCUCCAUCACAGGAGCCUACUCAAAGCUCAUUCCCCUCAUUGCUGGAAGCAAUGUUCUCAAAGAGUCCGCUAGUGCGAUAGCAGCUCUUCUCGGAGGUGUCGGCAAUGGAUACAGGAAUACCGUCAAGGCCCCUGCUUCGCAGACAUUCAGCAACUUCGCCAAUCUCGGCCAAUACAUGGGAAACAUCUUCGAGAAGGUACGAUCCCAGUUGAACGACAUGCAGUUCAACCUCGCCACUGGAAAGCAGUGGGAGGGUAAGACCUUCAAGGACUAUGCCGUGGGUGGCCUCUUCCUCCCAGGUCCCGGUGCACAGGUCGGAGACGGUAGUACCGGAGACUCUCCAACUAAGCUCCUCCGCCAAUUCUUGACGAAACAAUUCACUGCUCGUGCUAUCAACUACAUCUGGCGCACCCAGAAGAUCUAUAUUACCUAUACCACCGACGUUGACGGCAGCUGCUCGGAAGACAAGCAGGGACCCCAAGACCACAAGUACUGCCGCGAUGGUGACCCCGGUGUUUACUACUUGUACUGGUGGCACCAGAAGGCGGUCGGCGCCGGCCAGACCGUAGGCACUGACAGCUUCGACACCGGUAAAUUGGAUAUGCCCAUUGGCGCUGACAAACUUGAUGCCGGCUGGAUCGAAGACGGCUACAAGAUAGAGAUCAAGGACAUCUUCGAGGCUUCAAUCGCUGCCUGGUCGGUCGCCGGCUCCAACUACGACGGACAGAACUCCGUGGACAGAGCCGUAGAUGCCGUAGCAAAGCAGUGGGCCCAGCCUUGGGAUGUCGGUGCGUCUUGGGAGGGCACCUUCACCAUCCCCGUCUGCAACACUGGCAAUGUAUCCUACAACGUUCCGUACGGGCAGCGCAUCAUGCCUUGCAACUGCGGAGGCGAUGGAUCCCAGGUCGAUGGCUUCAGGCAAAACUCUAACAUGAACGGUUACGGAGUGUACGACGAACAAUGUACGGCCGAGAAGCAGAAGGAGCGUAUGCAAUACCGCACAGGCACCGACAAGCCUGGUGCUGACCCGCCCACCGGUGGCCCCAACUUGCCCCUCUUGGUCAACGAGGUUCAAUGCUUCGAAAAGGGAAGUCCUACUGAGGUCAUGGUUGCCCUACGCCAGAAUUGCCAAAACAUGGUCGCUGCCCUCGGCGACGAUGACAACAAAGAGCUGCAGGCUUCGCAAUGUGCUGAUGGCCAGGGAGCGACCGAGUCUUGGGGAGGGUGGUGCCGUGUUGCCAUAGAUGCGAAUGGCAUCCAUGACUGUGCGCUUACUGUGUCAUGGAGAGAUGAAUCGCACGGUGGUAUUUUUCCCCCUACUAUCAAAGUUGGCGACGUGAAGAAGUUCUUCAAUACGGCAGACGCUCAACCUGAUGCUGGUGGCAAGGGUUGCCAUAAGGUCGGAACACCAGACCUCGGUGCGACUUUUGUAGUCCCAGAGGCUAAUUCGAGAUGGUGCCUUGGUAGCUACGAUAAUGCCAAAUUCUGUACCAUCUGA
Messenger RNA from Aaosphaeria arxii CBS 175.79, 2082 nucleotides. RefSeq lists its product as uncharacterized. The transcript has a single exon. The record is from RefSeq and is a predicted model, not a curated record. Lineage: Eukaryota; Fungi; Ascomycota; Dothideomycetes; Pleosporales. Bases 1 to 2082 code for a protein of 693 amino acids.